UCCAUAGCAUCCCCUCAGCCCCCUGCACUUGACAGGAGGAGCCGCAGGAGGAGAUGGUUAAAUGAAACAGAUGUUAACCUGGAAAGUAUGUGUUCAGGCCCCACCCUCCCCCCAGAGCUGGCUGUGCUGGGCCCAGGCCGCAGGUGAUGGGGUGCUCUCAGCCCUCUGAGGACUCAAAGAAACCCUCAGCACCCAGCCAUGAGACGAAGAUACCAUCAGGCAAAAAGCUGCAGUGUCCACACCUUCCCCUGUCCCAGUCAUGGAUGCAGGACCGCGAGCAGAGUCUGGCGGCAGCCUACGUACCAGUGGCGGUAGACCCGAAGGGGCAGAGCCUGGACAAGCUCAGGUUCAAGUUCUACACCGCCCAGUACUCCAACUCCCUGAACCCCUUCUACACCCUGCAGAAGCCUACCUGUGGCUAUGUGUACCGCAGGGACACCGACCACACCCGCAAGCGCAUUGAUGUGCCUCCUGCCAACCUGCUCUUGUGGCGCUCCUAGGCCCCUCAGGGUCAGAAGACCCCUCCUGAGCCCUCCCCCCACAAUCCUGGGUCCCUGAGGGGAGGGGCUGCUUGCUCCAGGAGGAGGGGACCAUGCCUGGGCUGAGACAGAUGUUCCGUGCCCAAUGGCAAAGGGAGGGCUCUGUUCUUGGCAGCAAUUAAAGUCUGUCCUUCCUUUCCUUGGCA
Molecule: messenger RNA, 685 nt
Organism: Suricata suricatta (meerkat)
Lineage: Eukaryota; Metazoa; Chordata; Mammalia; Carnivora; Herpestidae
Gene: CIMIP3
Exons: 2
Coding region: 147-500 (117 amino acids)
Source: RefSeq, a predicted model, not a curated record